This is a messenger RNA of Rodentolepis nana, 576 nucleotides long. NCBI's taxonomy places the organism in Eukaryota, Metazoa, Platyhelminthes, Cestoda, Cyclophyllidea, Hymenolepididae. The record is from the annotation of a GenBank genome assembly.
AUGUUAAGGAGCAGUUGGGAUAUUCCAUUCCAAUUAAAUCGGAAAUAUGGUCUAACCGCAAUGAGUUCGGAUCUUGUUUUCCCUAUGGAAAUUAAACCUCCAAGUGAUGGUGAACUUUAUUCGACUCCAGCACAAACAUUCUUUGACGACCAACAAUUCCCCGAUACAACUCUCUACAUGCAACUCAAUUUCCAACCCAAUCUAACCCUCGACGAGUUCUACUUCCUUACCAUUAGAGAUCCUGACGGUGUUCUUCGAUUUUCUAUAUCUAUGUACAAGAAGUCAAACUGGGUCACUAAACCAAUUAUUAUCAUAAAGCGUGGCAUAAAGAACAACUGCAACAUCGUUUGGGACGAAGGUACCAGAGAUAAUCCUGAACAAAGCUUCAUUGCCACCUCAACGUAUCGAAUUCAAAUGCGAUACAAUCCGUUAGAUUCAACUGAGGGAGAACAAACGAUAGAAUUUCCAUACGCGCAAUCUCAAUCGUACUGGAGACUCGGUAUUUGGAUAAGGGAAAACUCGUUUCCAAUAGUCUCCAAUAGUAUUAGUGAAAACUUUCGUGAAAUGCGUCAUUAA